Zeugodacus cucurbitae (melon fly) is the source of this 4059-nucleotide messenger RNA. RefSeq names its product DNA polymerase delta catalytic subunit (gene PolD1). The record is from RefSeq and is a predicted model, not a curated record. Lineage: Eukaryota; Metazoa; Arthropoda; Insecta; Diptera; Tephritidae. The transcript has 4 exons. Gene Ontology annotation, biological process: base-excision repair, gap-filling; nucleotide-excision repair, DNA gap filling; DNA-templated DNA replication. Bases 121 to 3417 code for a protein of 1098 amino acids. Gene Ontology annotation, molecular function: 3'-5'-DNA exonuclease activity; nucleotide binding; DNA-directed DNA polymerase activity. Gene Ontology annotation, cellular component: delta DNA polymerase complex.
CUCUACGAAACAAGGCGCGAAAUCACAUAUUGCACAUUUGAAAGGUUUAUAAAUUAAGAAUUUUCAGAAACUGUUUAACCAAUUGGGGAAAAUCAAUUUUAAAAAAAUAUAAGAAGAAAAAUGAGCAGUUUUGCAGGCAAAAGAAAGUUUCCUGAGAACGGCAAUGCAAACAAAAAUGGAAAUGCCGCUGCAGGAAAACAACAAAAGAAAUGGAACGAUGACGAGGAUGAUGAUUUCGAUGGUAUGGAUUUCGAUAUGGCUGGAGAUGGCGCUGAUGAUAAGGAUGCACUUCUAGGGGAAGGUCCGGAGAACCAACAAACCUCAGUGAAAUGGUCACGAGUUGAUCCACCAAAUUUAGAUCCUUCCUCUGACGAAUUGACAUUUCAACAAAUAGAUAUAGAAAACUACUUGGGCGACCCGCUGCCAGGCAUGCCAGGCCCACAGAUUGGUCCGGUACCAAUAAUACGCAUGUUUGGUAUAACGAUGGAAGGCAAUUCAGUUUGCUGUCAUGUGCAUGGCUUCUGUCCUUACUUCUAUAUAGCAGCACCACGUAGUUUUGAACGUAAUCACUGCAAUGCCUUACGCGAAGCUUUAGACAAAAAAGUUUUAGCAGAUAUGCGCAGCAACAAGAAUAACGUUCAGGAAGCUGUGUUAGAGGUGCAACUCGUUGAGCGCCUCAAUAUUUACGGUUAUCAAGGAGAUGAGAAGCAACGCUAUAUAAAAAUAACAGUUACAAUGCCUAAACUGGUUGCAGCGGCAGUGCGUUUGCUUACACAUCAAAUUGUGAUGUCGGAUUUCGAUUUUCAAGACUGUCGUGCAUUCGAAAGCAAUAUUGACUUCGAUGUACGUUUCAUGGUUGACACACAUGUAGUGGGUUGUAAUUGGAUUGAAUUGCCUGCGGGCACAUGGCGUAUGCGCAGCAAAAAUACCAAACCAAUGCCAGAAUCACGUUGUCAAAUCGAAGUGGAUGUGGCGUAUGACAAAUUCAUAUCACAUGAACCUGAAGGAGAGUGGUCUAAGGUAGCGCCUUUUCGCAUACUCUCAUUCGAUAUUGAGUGUGCCGGUCGCAAAGGUAUUUUCCCUGAAGCUAAAAUGGAUCCUGUUAUACAGAUCGCCAACAUGGUUAUACGACAAGGUGAUCCCGAACCUUUCAUAAGAAACGUGUUUACUUUAAAUAAUUGUGCGCCUAUUGUUGGCUCCGAAGUGCGUUGCUUUCCAAAAGAGACUGAACUGCUAGACGCGUGGUCAAGUUUUGUGCGCGAAGUCGAUCCGGAUAUUUUAACCGGCUAUAAUAUAAAUAAUUUUGAUAUACCCUACCUGCUCAACCGUGCGGCACACUUGAAGGUGAAGAAUUUUGAAUAUCUCGGACGCAUACGAAAUAUACGCUCAGUUAUUAAAGAACAAGUGUUGCAAUCCAAGCAAAUGGGUAGACGUGAAAACAAGUAUGUGAACUUUGAAGGGCGUGUGCCCUUCGAUUUGCUUUUCGUGCUGCUGCGUGAGUAUAAAUUGCGUUCGUACACACUAAAUGCCGUGAGUUAUCACUUCUUGCAAGAGCAGAAGGAAGAUGUGCAUCACAGCAUAAUCACAGAUUUACAAAAUGGUGAUGAGCAAACGCGACGUCGUCUGGCUAUGUAUUGUCUUAAGGAUGCCUACUUACCGUUGCGUUUGCUGGACAAACUAAUGUGUAUUGUCAAUUACAUGGAAAUGGCAAGGGUCACAGGUGUACCAUUGGAAUCGCUGUUAACACGUGGACAACAGAUUAAAGUGCUUAGCCAACUGCUGCGUGCUGCACGUACCAAGGGGUUUAUAAUGCCCGCAUACCAGUCGAAGGCGUCUGAAGAUCAAUAUGAGGGCGCUACUGUAAUAGAACCGAAACGCGGUUAUUACGCCGAUCCCAUAGCAACACUCGAUUUUGCUUCGCUAUAUCCUAGUAUUAUGAUUGCGCAUAAUCUCUGCUAUACCACGUUAGUGCAACCAGGUAUGAAAGAGAAGCUCGGCCUGGCGGAUUCAAAAGUAGAACGUACGCCCGCCAACAACACAUUUGUGCGCUCUGAAGUGCGUAACGGUUUGCUACCGGAAAUUCUACAAUCGCUGUUGGCGGCGCGUAAACGUGCCAAAAACGAUUUGAAGGUGGAAAAAGAUCCUUUCCGACGUAAAGUGCUCGAUGGUCGUCAAUUGGCUUUGAAAAUAUCUGCCAAUUCAGUGUAUGGUUUUACGGGCGCGCAGGUCGGCAAAUUACCUUGUUUGGAAAUAUCGGGCAGUGUUACCGCUUAUGGACGCACUAUGAUUGAGUUAACCAAAAAUGAGGUGGAAAACCAUUACAAAAUCUCGAAUAAUUAUGAGAAUGAUGCAGUGGUCAUUUACGGUGACACCGAUUCGGUGAUGGUGAAUUUUGGUGUGAAAACGUUAGAACGCGCCAUGGAACUGGGACGUGAAGCGGCCGAAAUAGUGAGCGCCAAGUUUGUGCGCCCAAUUAAAUUGGAAUUCGAAAAGGUUUACUAUCCAUACUUGCUAAUCAAUAAGAAACGUUAUGCAGGCUUGUAUUUCACGCGUCCCGAAACUUAUGACAAAAUGGAUUGCAAAGGCAUUGAAACCGUACGCCGCGACAACUCACCGCUUGUCGCGAAUCUGAUGAACACUUGCUUACAAAAGUUGCUCAUCGAGCGUAAUCCCGAGGGCGCCGUAGAAUACGCCAAACGUGUCAUAGCCGAUUUGCUCUGCAAUCGUGUUGACAUCUCGCAGCUUGUGAUUACCAAAGAACUGGCAAAGACUGAUUAUGCUGCUAAGCAGGCGCAUGUGGAAUUGGCGAAUAAAAUGAAGAAACGUGAUCCGGGCACAGCGCCUAAAUUGGGCGAUCGUGUACCUUAUGUGAUUUGUGCGGCGGCCAAGAAUACACCCGCCUACAUGAAGGCCGAGGAUCCACUGUAUGUGCUGGAGAAUUGUGUGCCCAUUGACGCCAACUACUAUCUGGAACAACAAUUGUCGAAACCUUUGUUGCGCAUAUUUGAACCGCUGCUCGGUGAUCGCGCUGAGUCUAUAUUGUUGAAGGGCGAACACACACGCACACGUUCCGUAGUGACCUCAAAGGUUGGUGGCCUCGCUGGUUUUAUGACGAAAAAAUCCUCUUGCCUUGGCUGUCGUGCGCUGAUGCCGAAUGGUUAUGAGAAAGCCGCCUUGUGUCCGCAUUGUGAGCCACGCAUGAGCGAGUUGUAUCAACGCGAAAUCGUCGCGAAACGUUCGCUGGAAGAGACUUUCGAUCGCUUAUGGACCGAGUGCCAACGUUGCCAGGGUUCACUGCAUGAGGAGGUUUUGUGUUCAAAUCGUGAUUGCCCGAUUUUCUACAUGCGUCAAAAGAUACGCAUGGACUUGGAUACGCAGGAGAAGCGUGUACAACGUUUCGGUGCGCCGGAUUGGUAACGGAUUAACCGUUAAUUUCGCAUGUGUAGUUUAUAAGUGCUUAGUGCCUGAUUGUGAAUCGGUUACUAAAAAUUACUGUAUUUAUAUUUUAUUUGUUUUCCUGAGAGCUUGUGAAAUGCUCUGCCGAGAUUUGAUUUGUCUGAUAAUAAAUUUAAAUUGUUGAGAAAAUAUGUGUGAUGUGUGAUUGUUAUUGAGUGUGGUACUUGACUUGUGGUGGUAGUGAGAUUUUAGGAAUAGUGCCGUAAGUAAUUAUUAUCGUACUUAAUUCUUGGAAUAGUUAGAUUUACGUGACAUUAAGGAUUGUGUGUUCUUUAAAGUAUCUAACACACUCACAGACUGCCUUAUAUAAUCUUGAACACAGUGAACUUCACAAUAGAAAAAAAUCAUUUGAUAUUUCUACACUUAAUAAACUUUGCGCGGUUUGUUUUUAGUUAAUACCACAGCUUUAUAUUUUUAUCGUUUUUAUUAAUGCUAUAUUGUUUUUUUUUACAAAGAUACCGCGCCAAUCGUUGACUAAAAACUAAAAAAAAAAUACUACAAUGCGCGUUGGUAGUGAAAGCGCAGCGCCACCCUAUUUUUAAGACUUUUAAUAUUAAUUCAUGUUUUAUCCGAACCGAACUAGAAAAUUAAUUGCUGAUUAUU